GCGGAGGUUCUUAACAAAGCUUCUCCCUCUUCCCCGCCAGUUAAUGCGCCACAGGUUGAAUAGCGCUCAAGUUGAAGCCGACGGCAACAAUGGGGCGGGGCUGCACGAUGGAUGAGUGGGUCCACUUCCAGAAGCUGCCUGAGGAGGGACGCGUACCGAAUUCUUCCUACUGGUAUGUGCUCUGUCGCCAUUGCGUGGCCGGGUACGAGCAAAAACAACUCUUUAAUGCGCCCUCCAAGCUCACGGGCCGCCGCUCCGCUAUGCAGUCGCACCUCAAAAUAUGUCCUAUAUACGCCACGCAGUACCAGAAUGAGCUCCAGGCAAAGGCAGAAGCGGAAGCGGCUGAAUCCAGCACGACGACAAGCGCGGUUGCCACAGCGUCACCGGCGUCAACGGGCGAGAAGCGCAAGCGCAGAGCCGACGGAGAGAGCAGUGGAUCCCGUGGCGGCCGCGGCAAGCACUGUAUGAUGGAAGAAUGGGAACAUUUCACACGACUGCAGGAUGAAGGCUACAUCGGCAAGUCUAAUUUCUUCUACGCCCUGUGCAAGUACUGCCAGCGCGCGUACGACGAGGCAGAGGAGGAUCAGAAGCCACUGCUGGUGCCGGAGAAGCUCGUGGGCAGACGCGAGAAGAUGCGCAAACACCUCUCGCUCUGUCCGCAUUUUAAAGGGGACCUGCCAUCUAUGGAGCGCAGGCUGCAUGUACUUCAGCGUGGCAACGGGAUGCUGCCUAGCGUCGUGUUCAGUACCCUGGCUGCUGGAGCUGCUGCCAGUCAUGGAGCGACGGUUGCUACCUCUGCUCCCACUACUGAAAUUACAACAGACCCUGAUGUACCCCCUGUGGCUGCGAUGUUUCCCAUAGCCUCGACACGACUGGCGCUGGACGAGUGGAUGUACUUUACGCGUCUCGAACGCAAGAAAGAUAGUGCGUACUAUUACGCACGUUGCAACUUCUGUCAACAGGCGUAUGAACACGCUCCAGAGAACCUGAAGGCUUCGAUGGAGCCAGCCAUUGUCAUGGGCCGCAAGAGCAACAUGCAGACACACUUGUCCAAGUGCCUCCAUGUGCCCAAGGAUCCAGCAGCGAUGGCCAGGAUUUACAACGCAAGUCUUGGUGGUGUAAGUACUUCCUCCGCUGCUACAUCGCUGGAUGUGUCCGGAUCCAAGCGUUCCAGAUUGGAGGUGGCCAGCACGUCUUCAGCGCAUUCCCCUGAUAGCUCCACUGUGAACCACGCCCUGGUGCAAGUUCUUCUCGAACAUAACCUGCCAUUUGAAUGGGUGGAAAGUGACAGCGCCAAGCAGUUAUUCCGCGCACUGAUACCUGCAUCUGACGUCAUAAACAAACUGAUACCGAGAUCGAGAGACUUGCGUACUCGUGUAUUGGAUGAAGUUCACAGCGCGACGGUCCUCAACGAGCUCACUAAGUUACAAGAGCCCAUUCCUCCGGCAGUAGGCACGUCUGCCUUCUCUGUCGAGUCUGUCACGCCUACCGGAUCUUGGCCGGUUAUGGUGCACUGCAACCUCACUACCAGUCACCAGGUCGUGGACAUGCAGAUACCAGUAAUCGACGGCAUUGUAACCAAUGGGAAAGCUAUUGCACCGCUUGCAUUUGUCCGGGCACAAAAACCGGAUUCUGGCGUGGAGGCCGCUCUUGCUUACAGCCACGGACUCGAGAUGGCUCGGUGGCUAGAUGAACAUAUCCGGCUCUGCGUUGACGGGACAAAGUUGGCUCUCGCGGCUGUAGUAUUGCCAUACAACAUGAUGACUCAGCGUGCUGCGGGGAUUCUGCGUGCUCCCUCGCAUUGGCCUCAAGUAACAUUCUUGUCGGACAUGGAGGAUAUGCUGCAGUUCCCAUUGCUGAAGCUUCUGGCGACUGCGGAAAUGUUUGCCGUCGUGUCCUCGCUGAUUGAGGUCUGGCAAUUGGAGUCCAUUCGAUCGUGUGUGAUGGAGCGACUAUCGGAAAUGGACGGCGGCGUUCAUACAAGUCCCUGCCGUAGCUGGGAGUCAUGUGCUACGCUCAUCCAAGUGCUACUGGACGAAAAAACAUUCGAGUCUAGUACGAAAAGAGGCGCGGCGAAUGCGAAGAGGCUGGUGGAGAAUGCGCUGAAUCGUUCACUAUUGGAGCGUGUGUACAAUCUGCUGCACGCCUUCACGAACGCAUUCGAUAGCUGUCGAUCUGGACUGACCCUCUCCGAGACAUUGGAGCACUUGGGUGCAUUGUUCACUGCCGCUGAAGGAUUUAUCACCGUGCAGCUCGCAUUGGAGGUGGUAUGGGAGCAAAUGGAGCAGCCUCUAUUCGUCGUGGCUCAUGCACUGAAUCCACGUCUCCGGUUACGCGACCUCAAGAGCACUGACAUUACCAGACUGAGCACGUUGAGUGAUCUCAGCGUUUCAUACUUCCGAUCCCUCUUCGGGCGUAAACCGAACUCUCUCCGAGGUGAGGUGACCGCUUACCUGCAUUUGUCACAGCGAGUGUUCACGAGCGAGUUUGUGGCUGAGUUUUCAGUUGUGGACGAUUACUUUCGCUACCUGAGCGACGAUUAUCCAUCGCUGUCCAUGUUGAUGAAAGUGCUGCACUCUUUGCAUUCGGUGUCUCUGAUGGAUCGCUCUUCUUCGACUCAAGGGACGGAGGGCGGCGAUAUGUACACGAAUGACGAGCAGCAAAAGCUCGACUUCCUGCGUGGACGAUGGGGAAUUGAGACUGAUACUUCGCCGCAUGAUUCACUGGAGGAGACAAAAAGUCGAAUUGCUGCACACAACGACCGUAGUGGUGCUGCCAUGCUGAAUGCUGGUGUCGUCGUGGACGAGUGGAAGGAGGCGCUCGAGUCAAAACUGCAUGCUCGAGGUGUGGACUUUUCUCUAUUGGAAGAUAAAUUCGAUGGCAUCGAUGAUCCGGAGGUUGCAGUGGGUACUGUGGAGACAGCAAAGAGUGAAGUUGCAGUAAGUGACCAAACUGUGCAUGGUCUCAAGUUACCCUCAUUAGAAGAGGACGACGAGCUGACGUAUCCAUCAGCUACUUUGCGUGCCGAGUUUUCGAUGAAAGUGCCGCUCAAGGAUCUGUUUAAGACGGCCGAGGCAACGAUUUAGUGCAGUGGUAAAAUUGAAUGGCUGUUCUCGGUCCAAUUACUUGUGAACUUCGGAGAGCUGCUAGUCUUUGGCAGGAAAAAUCGGCUGAUCGUCACUGGAGGUAUUUUACUGGUGCGCCGGCAGAAUCUUGCCCACGCAUGGGCCAAAGCCUAUCCUGUAGCCAUUGCCUUGGCAGAACCCAGUGACCGCCACGGUAUCGCCGUCCUGCAGGAACUUGCGCGUCUUGCCAGUGUCUCCAAGCGCGAUCUCGCGGGAUCCCUGCCAACUCAACUCCAGCAUCGAGCCCAAACUGUCGUCCGUACUGCCGCUGAUAGUGCCGCUGCCCAAGAGAUCUCCAGGUUGCAUGUUGCACCCCGUGACUGUAUGGUGCACCAACUGCUGCUUCAUGUUCCAGUACAUGUUGCGGAAGUUGCUCUUCGUAAUGGUGUAGGCUUGAUCGGAACCCUCCGGCUUUACCGAGACCUGCACAACCCAACCAGCAAAUGUGCCGCGAGAAUAGUCCGGGUCCGUAAUGUAUGGCAGCGGCGUUGGGUCCUUCUGGACUGGUCCAAAGCUCGGCUCGCAGCGGAACGGCUCCAAGGCAGCGAGGGGCACAACCCAGGGAGAAAUUGUAGUCGCGAAGUUCUUGGCUCCAAAUGGCCCAAGCGGAACGUACUCCCACUUCUGAAUAUCACGAGCUAGUGUGCAACUCAGUGUUAGUCCACGAUCAUACUUGUACGAAGUACUUAAGUAAACUGUAAGGAAUGGCAACUCACCACUCCAGUCAUUCAUUAACACCACGCCAAAGAUGUGACCCUCUGCCUUGCUCAUCGGAAUUGGCUCACCAAGAUUGUUCGAUGGGCCCACGAAGAAAGCCUGGCGACGAGGAAAACAACGUCAGAGCUAGAAGAAGUGACAGGUCGAGCUCACAGAGCGCUUACCAUCUCAAGUUCGUAGUCGAGAACACGGCAUGGACCGUAGAUGGAUCCCUUGGACGGGUCCGCCUUGUCGGCUUGCAGCUGGCCGCACGGACGACGCACAUUUGUGCCGGAUGUGACGAUCGACGAGGAGCGUCCAUGGUAGCCGACCGGCAAGUGCAACCUGCAGUAUUAUAGUAUAGUUAGUUUACCAUGCUGAAUAACAAGUCAAACCCACGUUGCUACGCACCA
Molecule: messenger RNA, 4234 nt
Organism: Phytophthora nicotianae INRA-310
Lineage: Eukaryota; Oomycota; Peronosporomycetes; Peronosporales; Peronosporaceae
Exons: 2
Coding region: 90-3086 (998 amino acids)
Source: RefSeq, a predicted model, not a curated record